UCUGUCUUUGUCAGUCAUUGUGGAUAUUACCCUGUUUUCCUUUGUGCCUUGGUUUCCCUGCUUGGUUUUGUUUGGCCUGAUUACCUGUGUAUUGACCCCUGUGUUUUGGAUUGUGCUCUUGGAUUACCCUGUGAAUAAACUGCUGCAUUUGGAUCCACUCUCUUGCCUGCUCUUUGCCUGCCCAGCAUCCAAUCAUAACAGAAGAACUGACCAAACGUGGAUCCAGCAGUAGUCUUUGUUCACCUACGCCAGGACAGUUUUACCCUCGAGGACCAUAUUCAAAGCUCCCAAGAUGGCUACCAUGCCACAGCCAGAAUCAGCACCCAAGAUGGCCGCCACGCCAUAGCCUCCACCCAUCAUGGAAGUUACGCCAAGGUCUUCAGCCACCAUGGACGACACAACAUAGUUCCCAGGUACCAUGUACCAGGUACCGACACGUUUCUGGUCAUCAUGGAUGUCAUGCCAGAGUUCCCAGUCAUCAUGAGUGUUGCGUUUGGAGACAACAAGGCUUUCUAUGAGUGUUUGAGGCUGGCUUCCAGUUUGGCAGACCCACUGUUGACAUCAGUGAGAGCAGCUGGUAUUCCAAGGCCUUCAGCACCAGCAGUUACUGAGGCAGUUCCCCUAUCUACAGUGCUUCCAGUUAUGGUGGUAGCUAUCUGGUAUGUUUGGGCUGCAUACUGUCCUCCAGCUUCUACAGAAUCCGUUCCUGAGCCAAGUCCAGCCCUGGAAUCCGUUCCUGAGCCAAGUCCAGCCCUGGAAUCCACUCCCGUUCCCUCGUCAUGGCCAGGAGUGCCGUUUCCUGUUCCUAUGACUCUAGUGAGUCCACCUUUUCCUGAGGUGGUGGAUUGCACUGCAGAACCUCCCAAAGUGGCGGCAUCCGCUCUAGCUCCUCCCGAGCUGGCAGCUUCUGCUGCAAAACCUUCAGAGGAGGCGGCGUCUGACUUUGAACUCUCUGCCUGUUCAGCCAUGGCUAAGGAAGCCGUUUAUGAACUCUCUGCCUGUCCUGUUUUGGCCACAAAGGCAGUUGAUAACCUCUCUGUGCUUUUUUUUUUUUUUCCAGUCCAGCCUUAUCCGCCGUGGUGGUUCCCUGCUCCAUCAGCUCCACCCAGGUGGUCAUCUGCUCCACUGUGGAAAUCCUGUCUCGUCUGCUCUACCUUGGUGGUCAUCUGCUCCACCGUGGGGGUCUUCAAUCCCACAUAGCGAAAUUAAUUCAUACUUAUAAACAGAAAGAAAUUUAUUUUUGUCCAUUCCUGGUUCACAUAGUUUAUAUAUAUGUAUUGCAUGUGUUCAAAAGAAACAAAACAAAAACAACAACAAAUCUUGUCAGCAUGCAAUCAGUUUAAAUUCUUGAAAGACAGCCUGGUCUCAUUGUUUAUAUGUAGAUAUCAAUUCAUAACAUUUACAAGUACAAAACGUGCAUUUUUGUAUGUGUUUUUAUUGAUGCUAAAAUGUACAAUUUAGAUGUAUUUCAACGUUUAAAACAUGCAAACCGCUACCUGUUUUUAGCUAGAAAACUGAAAAUAUUUAUGUAUACUUUCUAUCAUUAAGAUAUUUGUAUCAAAGCAUUUUUAUUUUAUCGUUAAGCGAUAUAGAUUUAUAUAAAACACCAGAAACACGGCAUGUCACAUUCUGUGAUGAAGCAGGCAAGAGCCAAUAAGUGUUUGUUUUUCCUGCCGUUUUUUCGUGUCGUUUUUUUUUUUUGAAGUGGCAACAUUUGAAUUUAACAAGUGUGUCAGUGCAGGUUUUUGAUGCUUAUGGAUGCUGCUCAGGAUGGAGAUGAAGAUCGCUGAAUAAAGGCUUGAGUUUGGGGCUGCUCCUCACAAUCGUGUGGAUUCUAAACAUUUGGGCAUAAAUGUCUGCCCACUGCUCCGGGUGUGUGUUCACGGUGUGGGUGUGUGUGGUUACUGCUGUGUGUGUGUGCACU
This is a messenger RNA of Cyprinus carpio (common carp), 1924 nucleotides long. RefSeq names its product vegetative cell wall protein gp1-like. The transcript has 2 exons. The record is from RefSeq and is a predicted model, not a curated record. NCBI's taxonomy places the organism in Eukaryota, Metazoa, Chordata, Actinopteri, Cypriniformes, Cyprinidae. The coding region runs from base 451 to 1200 and encodes 249 amino acids.